This is a messenger RNA of Mesocestoides corti, 2163 nucleotides long. The record is from the annotation of a GenBank genome assembly. Lineage: Eukaryota; Metazoa; Platyhelminthes; Cestoda; Cyclophyllidea; Mesocestoididae.
AUGGCUCAGAAAUCGUGCAGUCGCUGCAAGGGCCGUCAACUCUGGCCCCAAUCCCUUGAUUCCCUCUAUCAAACCGCGCAAAAUGCCUGUACUGGCAUUCAGGCGUCACUCGAUUCUGUGCGUUCCCCGUGCGACGCCGUAAACAUCGAGCAGAGUGAGGAAAUGUGUGAGGUUUUGGACAGCAUAAGUUAUCUCGACGGCAAUAUAAAAAUUUCCACCUUGUCAGAUUUGCAAUGCGAAAGUCUAGCUGAGGACCUCGGGUUCGACCGUAGUGACAGCACCAAGGUUGACAUCAUCAAGAGCCUUCGUGACCUUGACCGCCUUCGGAGCAAUGUGGCUGCCUUUUUUGAGAUCCUUGAGAAGCGCCUCUCUUCGGCCCUGGACCAUGGCAUCUACAUUUUCUGUGCCAGCCUUAUUGAGGUCGCACGAGAGCAUGUGGAUGAAGUCGUUGAAUAUGAAAACUUCAUUGUGAAGCAAAGAGUUGAUCUUGUUCAAGCAGUUGCGCAAAUUAAACAACAGCGGAAGGAGUGGGAUGGUUUCACACAAGAUAUGCACGCAAUGAUACAGAACGCUGCGUCUUUAGGACUUUGUUUGGAAGAUGUUCAAUCGCAGUGGCAGCGGAUAAAGGAGAAGACACUGGAAUGGAUCCAGAGAGACCGUGACUACCCAGCUCAUUUGAACAGUCGGAUUAAUCAGAACCGAGACGCUAUUCCUCAGCUUCAACGAGAUAUUCAGCUCAUUGGGGAGGCAGAGCAGAGGAAAAUAGAAGAUCGUCGUCGCUUUUGCGUCCAGAUGGAAGCCCUUCAGAAGCGCCGUCGGGAGCUUUGCAAGUCUCUUGCUCACGUGAGGCGCGCAAAACGAUUUAGCACGAGCAAACUUGCAGCCUUCAAUAGCGAUUCGUCGCAAAAGGAAGGACCUGAAUGUUGUGAGGGUGAGUCCACGGUCAGGAAGACUGACGGUGGUCAAAACUCAACUAACAAAUCUUCUGGCACCACUAACUGUGAAAAUACGCAGUCCAAUUCGAAGUCUCAAGAUGGCCAAAAGGAGUACCAUCGUCGAAUGGAGGCAAAAUUAGACAAGCAGCAAAACGAAAUAAGAUCGGCUCUGAGGGACGUUGAGAAACGAAUAGCUAAUUUGCAAGAGGCCAUCGACCACGCCGACGGUCAGGUAGACUCUGCGGGAAAGCAGGUCGCGAUGAUCAAGGCCGAAAUUAGCAGGAUUGAAAGGAUUUCUGCCGAUUGUAGAGAGAUACUCCAACAACGAGGAAAAAUUCAAACCUUUCUGCAACUUCAAAAAGGAAAAAUCAAUAAGAGCACAAGAGGUGGAACCCCAUUCGACGAGGCUUGUAAAUGUGUAGCGAGGAAGGUGCAGCGCGACUGGCCACGCCUCUACACUCACCUGCCCAUGCAUCCACCGAGGAGUCGUGAGCAGCGUCAGGCCGACAUCAGCGGUCUCCUCGGUUUCCAUCGCAUGAACGUGGUGCUUCCGCGCAACCGCUCUGCCGCCGAGGAGGCUGCAGCUGCGCUCGCCAAGUGGCGUCUGCUGUCACGCCGCGACGUGGACGUCGGUGGUCUGGCGACUGCGCUGGAGCGUGCGGGGUGGCCCGUCUGGGCGGACGAGGUGCGCACCAAGUGGUGGACUGAUUUGGACGCGGCCGUCGCGCCAGUGUCCGCCAGCAGCGACGAGGAAGCCGCAUCGGUGGCAGACGCUGGGGACUUUGAGGAUGAGCUGAAGGAAGACCACUUGAGCCAAGAGAGUGCAAAGUACAAGGAGGAGGAGGAGGAGGAGAAGAAGAAGGAGGAGGAGGAGGAGACUAGUCUGCCAGGACGUGGCAACGAAAGUGAAGGCUCCGAAGAGGUACGAAUUGAACCAGAUUAUGACGACGAAAAGCACACGUCCCGACGUCAAGGUCAGUCGAGCAGGAGCUCAUCAGAAGAGGAAGAACGGAGCAGUAGAUCUGCGAGGUUAGAUGACGAAACCAGUUCAGAGUACCGCAUAGAGUAUUCUUCUGACAAAACCAACGAAAUACAUAGGAGAACAGAAGAUGUCUUGCUGAAAUGCUUGCUUCUUACCCUAAUUGUGGCAGGCGCAAAAAAUUCACUGCCGCUUCAACAGAUCCAACCAGUGAGGAUUACUCCAGCAAAGUUACAAUGGAGCCACUAG